AUGUCGCGCCUGCUCGACGACAGCGGCAAUCCUCUUCUACUGCUACCACACAGCUCCCAACCCACCUCGGCAGAGGAACAAACUCUCAUCGACAGCAAUCUCGCCUCGCCUGCGUCGCGUCCGCCUCAGCAACCGCCUUCUCCAGUCGCGUUUCGAAAACACACCGCGCCCUCUACACUCGCGUCGCACAAGAAACGAGGCUAUGAAGACGAUGUCUCCUCGCCCUCCUCCCCUUCGAAACGCUCCCGAGCCAGCGACUCCACGGCAUUCACUGAGUCAUUCAAAGCACGACUGCGGAACACAUACUCUGGAUGUACUAUUUGCGGCGUCAUCUACAACCUGCACAGUGCGCACGUCUUCGACAAAUCCGAAACAAACGAAUUUGUGGAAAGCCGUCAGUCAGGCUUAACAAGCCUAGAGACUCUUGGCGACUUUGACAAUGCCCUCAGUCUCUGUAUUUGCGAUCAUACUGCCUUUGAUGCCAAGUGCUCUCAGCUGGUCAUCGUUCCUUCUUAUAUGGAGUUCUUCCUCGACCACGAACGGCGUUGGCAUGAGCAGAUCGAGACAAAUACACCGCUGCGUCCUCGAGUGCCUGUCUUAGCAUCAUUGUAUGCGGCAUAUUGUUCCGAAAAGACAGGCGAGGCGCUGACGCAUGGACUUUACACGGCAUAUCCGGUGGUGGACUACAAGAACAAAGACAAUAUUGGCUCCCCACACCAAUUUCAUUGGCACGGUGAUCCAGGUGCAAUUCUUUGGAAAGCUAGGCUAUUACUUACGGCCAACCUCGCAGCGCUCACACGUCAACCAUGGCCAGCGCAUCUAAGAGAACUGCUGAACGUACGAAAUUUGCUCGCGGAGCUCAGGUCUCUGCAAGAUCAAGGAAACUUGGCGUGGGCCGUUGCCAGCAUGGCAUCCUCUACAUCAGCCGGACCGCCUCCGGGUCCCUCCAGCAAUAAAGGGAACGCCGAAUCAAGGCCCGCUCCACCUCAGCCUCCACCUCCGCCACCUCCACCUCCACCUGCGCCAACAUCUGGCGGUCCUGAUGCCCCGUCCCACUCUCCGUUUCAGGCCACACAAAAUCUCAAACGCAAACACGUUGGUUCCGAUUCUGGCCUGGGUGUCUUGGAACGCUCGCCAUGGAAGAUUGCAAAAGCUUCAGACAAAGAUAUGCCAAUGGCGUCACGGCAAGCCCUUCCCUUCCGUUGGGGUGGCCCAGAGGGCUCCGCUGAAGAGAAUGUGCAAUACUGGAUCGCCCUGUUCGGGAGGCGCGAGUGCGGAGAUGCGAACCCAUCAUGA
Didymella exigua CBS 183.55 is the source of this 1296-nucleotide messenger RNA. RefSeq lists its product as uncharacterized. The record is from RefSeq and is a predicted model, not a curated record. The coding region runs from base 1 to 1296 and encodes 431 amino acids. NCBI's taxonomy places the organism in Eukaryota, Fungi, Ascomycota, Dothideomycetes, Pleosporales, Didymellaceae. The transcript has a single exon.